Molecule: messenger RNA, 831 nt
Organism: Mesorhabditis belari
Lineage: Eukaryota; Metazoa; Nematoda; Chromadorea; Rhabditida; Rhabditidae
Source: the annotation of a GenBank genome assembly
AUGUUCACAAAAGUGUGGGUGUUCCCUGUGAUGUUCGUCAUUUGUUCACUCGUCGGAAUGUACGGCAGCUUUUUCACUGGCGUUUUCCUCGGUCAUUUCCCUCUUCAAAUGAACUUUAUCAGCGCCAUCGGUGCACUACCGCCUGAACGAUGUAUCUUUGCCAUGUUCAUAAAUGCAGCUGUAUUUUUUAUGGCCGUCACCGUCUAUCUCCGACAUCGACAAAUCGUCGAAUACUACGGUCACCGAUUGCAGAUGCAAUUCGGCGUCUGGCGUGUGUGCAGCACGAUGCUCACCGCCUUCGCUUUUCUUUCAGCUUUCGGAAUUUCGUUGUUAGCCAAUUUUCCGGACAUUGAUGUGAAAAUCGUGCAUCGGAUCGGCUCAACAAUGGCUUUCUUCUUUGGUCUUCUCUAUAUUUGGGGUCAAGUUGUUUUCGGGUACAUAAUGAGCCCGGCGAUGACGACGAAAGCGAUGUCCCAUUUUCGUCUCUUAAUCGUCAUUUUGGCUACUGAGACGUUGAUUUUAUACGAGGUUUGCGUGAACUCACACAUUUUCAUCCCUGCUGACGCGGGCCCGAGACCGCCAAGGAAGAAUGGCAUUCGUUGGUACACGCCGGACUCACCGUACUACAUCAACCACAUGGCUGCGACGAUCUCCGAGUGGUUAGGAGUGAUUUUUGUCGACAUUUUCAUUCUCACUUUCGCCAACGAACUUCAAUUUGCUUACUUGCAAGUACCGAGGCUUCGUUUUAUCAAUGAGCCGAGAAGACUUUCCGAGACGACUGACGGUGAAGAGGAAUCCUUUGCUCAAUCUCAUCAAAGUUUCGAAGUUUAU